AUGACAACAAAUGUAGCAACUCGUAAAUUAGUUAGUAAUGAUUCAUCAAGUAACUUGGCUAAUUUAACAACUCGUAAAUUAGUUAGUACCCAAUCAUCAAGCAAUUUUAAUUAUGUACACACAUAUCACGAUGAAGAGAAGCAAAGUCUUGUAGAGCAUUUAAACUUUCUUUUAAAAGAUGAUAAGUUAUUAAAGAAUAGAAUUCCAAUAGAUCCAAAAACCGAUUUAAUUUUCGAUUCAUUAAAAGAUGGUGUAAUUUUAUGUAAAUUAAUUAAUGCAAUUAAACCAGGAACAAUUAAUGAAAGCUCAUUAAAGUUUAAUACAUCAAAAAUUAAUAUUUUUGAAAUGAAUGUAAAUUUAGAAAAUUGUUUAAAGGCUGCAAAAAAAAUAGGUUGUUCAACUGUAAAUAUUGGUGCUGUUGAUUUUCAAGAAGGAAAAAGACAUUUAAUUUUAUCAAUUUUAUGGCAAUUGGUUAAAAUUGAUUUAUUGAAUAAAGUUUCAAAACUAGCAUAUAGAGUUAAAGCAGAGAUUUUAGAUUUAACUGAGGAGGAUAGAAUCGAAGAAUUAGUACCAGAUGAAAUCUUAGUACGUUGGAUUAAUCAUCAUUUAGCAGAAUCAGGUACAGAUAGAAGAGUAACAAACUUUGGUAGUGAUAUUAAAGAUUGUGAAGUGUAUAUAUUACUUUUUAAUCAAUUAUCACCAACAACAUGUGGUUUAGAAUUAUUAAAUGAAAGUGACCUUAGUAAUCGUGCAAAAUUAUUUUUAGAAAAUAUCAAUAAAAUUGAUUGCAAGAAAUUUAUCUCAGCUCAAGAUAUAGUUAGUGGAAAUUCACGUUUAAAUAUCGCUUUUGUUGCCUAUAUUUUCAAUCGUUUCAAUCAAGCACGUGAAGAAGAACCUAUUGUACCAUCCAUUGAAAUCUCAAAGGUUGCCGAUAAGAAAUUGGAUAUUGACCAAGAGACCAUCCAAAAACUUGAAAAGGAGAUCCAACGUUAUCAAGAAAAGAACUUUGAAAAGCAAGAGGUUUAUGAAGAGAUUAAAAAGAGAAUUGAAGAAAAUAAAAAGGAGGAUCAGGAAUUGGAAGUCAAGUUCCAAGAGAAGGUAGAAGAGUUCAAAAAAGAGCUUGAGGAGCAAAGAGAUAUUUUCGGUAGUCAAAUUCAUCAAUUAGAAGAGCAAUUAAAACUAAUUCAAGAAACCUCUUUACCAAGCGAACAGGAGCUUUUAGCUGAAAUUGAAAAAGAAAGACAAGAAAUUCAAUCGAUCGAAAAUGAUAUAGUAAAAUCUGUUGAGAAUCAAUUCAAUGACCUCAAAACCAAAUCUGAUGAAACCCAUAGAGAGAUUGAACAAUUAAAACAAAAGGCACAAAAUGAAGAAAAAGAACUUGAAUCUAUAAAAUCAAAUUUAGAAUCAGAGAAAAAAGAAGUAUUAACUCAACUAGAGCGUACAGGUUUAUUAGAGACAAAAAGAAAACUCGAAGAGGUCAAGGAACAACAAAAACAAAUUGAAACCCAAAUUACUGAACUUAAACAUAAUGAAAAAGAGUUGAAAACCACAUUGGUUGAAACCAAAGAAGAUAGACAUCGUAUAUCAUUAGCCAAAAAGAAAAUUCAAGAUGAAUUAACACGUGCUAAAGAGAGUACUGAAAAAAUGGUUAAAACUAGAGUUGAAACUGAAAGACAAAUCGAUAAGACCACAAAACAAGUUAGGGACAUCCGUUAUGAAAUUGAUAGAUUACAGAAUGAUAAAGUUUAUAUUCAACAACAAACACAAGUAAUCAAGGUCGAAACCAUCGAAGCAGAGGAAGAGCUCGAUAAAACCAAAACCGAAAAAAGACGUCUUGCUGUAAAGAAAAGAGAGGCAACCGAUGAACUAAAUGAAAAAGAAUCGGAAUUGGAUCAAGUCAUCGUAGAAAAAGAUUUAAAGAUCGAUGAAAUUCAAAAGAAGAACCGUGAAACCAUUGAAAAGAUAAAAAGAGAUUUUGAAAGCACCAAAAACAUCAUUAACCAAGAAAAAGAAAAGAUAAAGAACCAAUUGAUUCAUGCUCAAAAUGAACUUUUAAAAGACGAGUACAACAAUGAAAAUGAAAAGAGAUACGUAGAGCUAUUGGACCACAAAAAUAGAGAUUUAGAACGUGAUAUUCAUUUACAAACUAUUCACAAAGAACAAGCAGAAAAGGAGGCAGAGAAGUUAAAGAAAGAUGCAAAUAAGAACCAAGAUCUUUUACAACAAGAACAACAAAUAAACCAACUUUUAGAAAAUAAAAAUAAAGAACUUUGGAAAGAGAAAUCCGAACUUAGAGAUCAAACUACACAAGCAGUUAUAAUAUCACACCAAGUUAUGAAAGAAACCAGAGAUCUUGAACAAAAGGUAGAAAAGAUGAAUGUUGAAGUGGAUGAAACCAUCAUCAAUAAACAAAAAUUAGAACUAAUCACCAAAGAUGAUCAAGCUGAAAUCGAAUUAAAGAAAGCAGAAAUUAAAGAUGAAAAAAGAAGAAUUAAAAAGAUUAUUCAAUCCAAACAAGAAGAAGAAAAGGAAAUGUUAUCAAAGGUCGAUCAAGAGCUUGGUAAAGAGCUCGCUAGAUUAAAGAUUCAAGAGGAAACAAUGAAAAAAGAAAUUUUGGAAAGAAAAUACUCUCAAGAAGAUAUUGAUCUAAAGUAUCAAAGAUACACUGAUCGUUUAAGCAAAACUGAAAAAGAUCUUGAUCAAAAGAAACAACUUUUAGAAAAAAAAGAAAAAGAGAACCAAAGAAUUAAAGAUGAGAAACAAAAAUUGGAAGCAAUGCUCAACCAAGCCAAAGAUAUUGUUAGUGAUAUUAAAAAAGAUAAAGAUCAAGCAAGCAAAGACCGUGAGAUUUCCACAAAUAAACACAAAAUACUUUUAGAAAAUUUGAACAAUGCCAGCAAGUCAAAGAAAUCAUUGGAGCAAUCUAAAAAGGAUUUAGAAGACCGUAUCGCCAAACUAACAUCGCUCAAAUCUGAAAAUGACCUUCAACAUAAAAAGAAAUUGGAUGAAUUAGAAAACAAAUCAAAAGAAGAAAAAGAUAAACUCAAAUCAUCAAUCGACAAAGAUCAACAGAAACUAGUUGAAAGAUUAGAACGUCAAUUAAAAGAUGAAGAGGACUCUUUUGUCAAGAAAAAUGAAUCACACAUAAAGAAAACUAUUGAAAACAUUGAAAAAAACAACAAGGAAUAUGAUCGUUUAGAACAAAGAAUCGAAAAGGAAAAAGAGGAUAUCACUUUAUUAUUGGAAAAGAAAAAAAGAAAAGAAGAAAGAGAAAAAAAGAAAUUAAAGGAAAAGUUGGAGGAAGAAAAUGAAAAAUCAAAAACUAGAACCAAAAAAGAUUUAUCAAAUGAUGAAUCAAUUGAAAUAUAA
This is a messenger RNA of Dictyostelium purpureum, 3369 nucleotides long. RefSeq lists its product as uncharacterized. Gene Ontology annotation, cellular component: actin filament bundle; cytoplasm; actin filament. The record is from RefSeq and is a predicted model, not a curated record. NCBI's taxonomy places the organism in Eukaryota, Evosea, Eumycetozoa, Dictyosteliales, Dictyosteliaceae. Bases 1 to 3369 code for a protein of 1122 amino acids. Gene Ontology annotation, biological process: actin filament network formation; actin filament bundle assembly. Gene Ontology annotation, molecular function: actin filament binding. The transcript has 3 exons.